UGCUUGUAGUUGGUACUGCUAGCGGAGGCCGAGCGCGAGGCAGCAGAGAUGCAGGACUUCCUCGCGGCCGAGACCGCAGCCCUAGGGGACUCAUUGCGGGAGGCCGACGCGGAGAUAGCGCGCCUCUCCGCAGACCUGGACAGAAGACGAGCGGAAUGCCGGCAGCUGGUCCGCAUGUGCGAGCAGCGGCGGCAGGAGGCGCUGGCGGCGGCGGCGCGCGCGCGCUCGGGCGGCGGCGCGGCGCACGCGCUCGACGCGCUGGCCCGCCGCCUGCGCGCGCUCACACACGCCGUGCGCGCCGCCUACAGCCUGCCGCGCGACGCGCUGCAGCCGCCCGUCUACCACAACGACGCCUACAGCCGCAGCGACAGCGGCGAGGCUCUCUCGCCAGAGGACGAAGGCCGCGGAGGCCUACUGGCGGCGGUGGCGCGUGCGCUCAGGGCGGCACCUCUCGCCCCCGCGCCCGCCACCCCCGCUGCCCCCGCAGAAGACGAGCGCUCGCGAGUGUCUGACGACAAUGACUCCGCUGAUCUACUGGACUCGGAGACCGAGCCGUGUCUUGUUACCGAUCCUGGUGAGUGGUUGAAUGGUAACUGUUAG
Molecule: messenger RNA, 600 nt
Organism: Ostrinia nubilalis (European corn borer)
Lineage: Eukaryota; Metazoa; Arthropoda; Insecta; Lepidoptera; Crambidae
Exons: 3
Coding region: 49-600 (183 amino acids)
Source: RefSeq, a predicted model, not a curated record